UUACGUCUAAUUCGAAAUGAACAAACACUUGAAAUUUUGGAAGAAUAUAUUUUCACCUAAAUGAUCGACAGACCCAAUGUUUCUGUUCGCAAUUAUUCUAUUCUUACUUCUGGAAAAAUGUCAACAUAGUCAAGGAGAAGAAAAUUAUUUCAAAGUGUUGGGAAUAACCAGAAUAGCAAGCAAACGUGAAAUUAAGUCGGCGUAUAGAUCAAUCUCGAAAACAAUACAUCCAGACAAAAACCAGUGCGAUGAAUUUGCUGCUGAGAAAUUCAUCAAUUUAACUAAAGCAUAUGACAUCCUUGUUGACGACGUAAGACGAAGCCGAUACAAAAUACGAAACCCAUAUUUUGGACGUAAAAAAGAAGAAUACGAUUGGAAUAUACCAGUAUGCACAAAUAGGAAGCCUGCUACCAUAUGGGAAAGUAUCAAAGAAUUAUAUCCUGAUUAUAUAAAUGAAAUAUUGUAUGAUUUCAUGGACUGGCUAAGGAAGACAUUUUGGAAUGGUCGUUCAGUAUUUAACCUUACAAAUAUGAUAGAAUUACAACGUUUGCUCCAUGAGAAGCUAAUAACGACUAUGGCUGCAGUAUAUUUAAGGCUUAUAUCGCUAAAAUCAACCGUCUAUACAUUGACAGAUAAUUUUAAAAGUGGUCGUUAUAAUGAUUUCCCUGAAUGGUUACGUAGAAUACUUAUCGAGACUGAAGGCGUUCUCAAUCUGAAGCAAUAUAUAGGGUUUCUGCUGUACCUGACAUCAAGUUUUUUAAGCAGAAAUGUGCUGUUCCAGUUCAUCCUAAUGUUGUUCAUAGAAGUAAUUUCAGUUCACUUUUUACUUAUGUUUUUCGUUUGGAUGAAAUUCCGCGAAUUCAUGCUCUCCCGGUUUGAAGUAAAUACCUUGUUACAAGUGGCUGUUUUUCUGUUUAUCUGCAUUGGAUACGUCACCGCUGUUUCUAUGUUGUUCACUAUCAAGAAGGGAAUACUGCACAUACAGUUGCCCGAAGACUGGAUUCUGCCAUAUCUGUUCACAGCAUUUGUAACAGCUAUAUACAUCUAUUACGAAUAUCCUCUUCAUACUUAUACACCUUAUGUUUUAGUUUGUAAUUACACACAAAUAAUAAUAGGUCUUAUAUUAGCUACCUAUUCAGAGAAAAACAAUUUGCCAAUGUCAGUUUUUCAAUGUUUUAUUAUCAUAGGUGUAUCAUGGAUAUUACUGAGUGUUAUAGCAAUAGUUAAAGUUACUGUAUUAUUCAUACUUAAGCUGUGUUAUAUUUAUCUGAAUAUGAUUGCGAAAGUUAUACUCUUUGUUAUACAUGUUAUAUGGAAAUGUAUUAGUUCUGUGCACAUUUUCUGCAAAAGGCUUGUGUUUCUCGUUUUUUGAAUGACUAAUCAAAUCAUUCAGUAAAGUGAUCACUAUCGUAAAGACGAUGUGCCGCCUACUACAAAAUUUGAUACAAGAAGUACCAACUCACAACACUCAAACUAUGAUAUUUUACACCAGUUAUGCAAUUGUACUUUGUAUAUGUUUUUAUAUGAGAAUGUGAAUUAAUUUGUAAUUCCGCUAAAAGAUUUGUAAAGGAAAGUGUAUGUGUUUAUUUGUAUAUAUUGAAAAAAAUGGGCAAAAUAAUGUUGUUAAUGUAUAUUAAAGGAAGCAAUGCGAGAAAUCAAAGUAAAAUUGAACUUAAAAAAAGUGUGUAUUUUGUUGAAAUACGUAUAACAUACACAUUGCCAAAAUGUUUAA
Messenger RNA from Mytilus trossulus (common blue mussel), 1732 nucleotides. RefSeq lists its product as uncharacterized. The record is from RefSeq and is a predicted model, not a curated record. The transcript has 5 exons. Bases 77 to 1372 code for a protein of 431 amino acids. NCBI's taxonomy places the organism in Eukaryota, Metazoa, Mollusca, Bivalvia, Mytilida, Mytilidae.